Molecule: messenger RNA, 396 nt
Organism: Protopolystoma xenopodis
Lineage: Eukaryota; Metazoa; Platyhelminthes; Monogenea; Polystomatidea; Polystomatidae
Source: the annotation of a GenBank genome assembly
AUGCCACAUGAAACCACGACCUGUGCAGAAACCCUGUUGGAUUUCGCCUCUCCCGAAUGUUCUGAUGUCCUAACGACAAUGUACCAAGUGGUCGCAUGCUUCUCCGUCUUGACGGCCCGGCCUGAGCAUACCGACGCUCCUCUUGCUGUUGCCCUGCCUACAAUGUACACACUCACUCCAUCCGUCUGUCGCUCUUUCUCGCUCGCUCUUUGUGUGUGUGUGUGUGUGGCUGGGUGGGUGGGUGUCAUACAAUCCACCUCGUUGAAUGAUGAGUCUAGGGACACAAUCAGGUGUAGCGUCGUCCUGGGCCCACUCUCGGAGGUCGUCUGCUCAGGGCGAUCCAACUGGACAGCUUGUGCCGCCUGGUCGCCUGGCGACAUGAAGCCUCGCUUUUAG